Sphaeroforma arctica JP610 is the source of this 336-nucleotide messenger RNA. RefSeq lists its product as hypothetical. The annotation marks the transcript as partial. Lineage: Eukaryota; Ichthyosporea; Ichthyophonida. The transcript has a single exon. The record is from RefSeq and is a predicted model, not a curated record.
AUGCAAGCACUUGGGCACUCACGAGCAAUUGAACGACGCUUACAGGAAGCCGCACAAGCUAUGAUCAACUCAUUGGAAGCAGAAGAAGGGGCGCAAAGCUCAACGAAUACCACCAACCCCCCGGACCUACUAAAUGCCAUGCAGAACGGCAUGAACUCGCCAGAGGAUAUGCAAGCCUUCUUGAACGCGUUACAAAUGGGUGGGCAGAUGGGGGGCGAUGCCAAUGGCCUGCCCAGUGGAAUGUUCUUUGGCGCGGGUAAUGCGGGUGCGGGUGGAGAUGGCGCUACAGGAGCAGCGAGAGCCACCAGAAGGCCUGGAGCUGCCGGUACAAAGCAG